This is a messenger RNA of Daldinia childiae, 1041 nucleotides long. Its product is annotated as putative eukaryotic translation initiation factor 2 subunit beta. The transcript is spliced from 3 exons. Gene Ontology annotation, biological process: formation of translation preinitiation complex; translational initiation; formation of cytoplasmic translation initiation complex. NCBI's taxonomy places the organism in Eukaryota, Fungi, Ascomycota, Sordariomycetes, Xylariales, Hypoxylaceae. The record is from RefSeq and is a predicted model, not a curated record. Gene Ontology annotation, cellular component: eukaryotic translation initiation factor 2 complex. Gene Ontology annotation, molecular function: translation initiation factor activity; mRNA binding; translation initiation factor binding. The coding region runs from base 1 to 1041 and encodes 346 amino acids.
AUGGAUGCAACAGAUGCAGCAGAUACUCAGGAACAACGUCCCUCAAUCCCCGACCGUAAACAGCGAAAAUCCGUCGUUUUUAAUUCCGAAGCUCUCGUAGUUGAGCCUGACGGCAAGAUAGUCACCAUGGCUUCCGAAGAUACAAAGGACACUGCCCUAUCCCAUACACCUCGUACGCCGCCGCUCUCAGCCGCUCUUGAGGCUUUUACUGAUGCGCGAGAAGCUGCCGUCGAAGACGCUGCCCCUCCCACCGAAGAAGGCGGUCUUGAUCUUCUCAAGAAGAAAAAGAAGAAGCCUAAGAAGACCGAGGAUGCCGAGGGAGAAGAGGCAAGCGGUGCCGCCGACGGAGCUGCCGAUACCGGUGGUUUAGACUUAGCCCUGAAGAAGAAGAAGAAGAAGAAGGCAACCAAAGCCGACGAAGGCGACGAAUUCGCUGCCAAGCUCGCGGCGCUCGACCUCGAUAAGGAGGGCGGUGCGGAGGGUGCUGCCGACACGAAAGGCGAAGAGCAAAGCGGAGAUAUGGAGAAAGGAACUGGUAUCUGGAGUCACGAUGAGACUAAGGCGAUCAGCUACGAUUUGCUCCUCAGCCGCUUCUUUAGUCUAUUGGCUCAGAAGAACCCGGAUCACGCCUCCAGCGGCACACGAAGCUACAAGAUCCCACCUCCUCAGUGUUUACGUGAAGGUAACAAGAAGACUAUCUUCGCCAACAUCCAGGAAAUUACCAAGAGAAUGAAGCGAAGCGAGGAACACGUCACCGCCUACCUCUUCGCCGAGUUAGGUACAAACGGUUCCGUCGACGGUAGCAGACGAUUAGUUAUCAAGGGUCGAUUCCAACAGAAGCAAAUCGAGAACGUCCUGCGAAAAUACAUCAUUGAGUAUGUUACCUGUAAGACGUGUCGAUCUCCCGACACAGAACUCAACAAGGGAGAGAACCGUCUCUACUUCAUCACGUGCAACUCGUGUGGAUCCCGUCGGUCCGUCACCGCUAUCAAGACCGGUUUCUCGGCCCAGGUCGGCAAGAGAAGGAAGAUGCAGGGUUAA